Molecule: messenger RNA, 1641 nt
Organism: Caenorhabditis remanei
Lineage: Eukaryota; Metazoa; Nematoda; Chromadorea; Rhabditida; Rhabditidae
Exons: 9
Coding region: 1-1641 (546 amino acids)
Source: RefSeq, a predicted model, not a curated record
AUGGAAGAAAUAUCAAUUGAAGUGUUGGAUUAUACAGAGGAUCCGCCAGGAACAAAACCUAUUUUCGAUCGAAUUGUUGAGGCGAAAGAGACUGCUUCGAAGCAUGCAUCUCUCUUUAUAAUUCAUCUCUGGAUCUAUGCUUUGGUUGGAUUCACGAUUGCUUUCAUCUCAUUGAGUUACUCUCAUUCUGCUUGUUUUUCAAUGAUUUCCUCGGCUCAUCUAUUUAAUUUACAUUUCGCAUUCAACGGAUCCAUAUUUCUUGGCGCCGUUUUUCAUUCAAAUCUUUCUCGACGUCUUCCACUCAAAUACGUUUUCAUCACCUGUCUCAUCUUGAUAUGUGCUUGUUUUUCCGCUCUAACACAUGCUGCUCACGCUAUUUUGCUCCUUUGUAUCGUGUUUAUCGUCUUCGGAACCGUUUUGGGAAUUUCUUUGUCGGCUGUGACGUCGAAUUUCGGAGUUGUAUUUAAACAACAGAACUUUCUACUUGUACAGCUUCUCCAUCUAACUGGUGCAAUUGGAGCAGUUGUUGCUGUAAUGUUCUAUCAAUCAGCUCCUUCUGAACAUCAAGAUGAUUGUAACUCCAAAAGAAAUCCAGUUUUACCAACAGGACCACAUAUUCCAAGUCUUGAAAAGUUCUAUUUGAAUCCAUCUCUUCGUCCAGAUUAUAUCUAUUAUGCAACUGCAAUUCUACAAAUUCCUUUGAUCAUUUUAUGUAUCAAAACAGAGUUCAAUGUUACAAUGAAGACAUCAAUUUCAAUUAGAAGAACUGAAUAUGAUGAUAUAGAACACAACAAUAAUAAUCACCACGAAAAUUGUCAAAGUAUCACACAACAAAGUGACGUAAGCAGUCUGAAAUUGGUUCUAUUGUGUUCUGUAGUUGCUUCAAUCGCCAACAUAAUGUACACAUUAUUCCCAUUUCUGAUUCUUGCUCAACCAUCUGCUUCUAUUUUCUAUUAUCAACUCUUUGCGAUAUUCUUCAUGUGGGGUCGAGGAGCUUCUCUUCUUUUUUCAGAUUAUAUGGCUCCAUACUUUUUGGUUGGAGUCUCGAUUUUUGGCUGUGGAAUCGGAUGUUGUUGCAUUGCUUCUGAACAGUUUCUACUCGUCGGAUCAAUCAUUUUCGGAUUCUUUUUGGCUCCUCUCCUCCCUGCGUUGGUGAUUUACAUUAAUCAGAGUCUAUCAUUGAAGUCCAACAACACGUUCACAUUGCUCUCUGGACAUUGCUCCGGUCACUUGAUUUUUCCUCUUCUUCUCACUCUAACAACUUCAUCAAAUUCACGGCUUUUUAUCGCGUUCAACUUUGUUGCAAUUGUAAUUUUGGUUAUCAUUUUAGUAUCUAUUUUGAGUCUUCAUGCUCAAAUUGAGAGAAUGCAAGCAUCUCAAAGUGGCCUGAAUCUCUUUGUUUCUCGUUUCCUAUCCGGAGAGUCUCUUCUUAAAAGAACUCGAUCAAUCCGUCCUCUGAUCUCACGUCUCCGUCCGAAUUCCUACAGAAGAUUUGCUAAUCGAAGAGGACUCAAUACAAGAAGUCCUUCACCAGCAGUCCCACAUUCAACUGAAGUUUCUGUUGGUCCAGAUGAGUUGAGUCGGUUGAAUGAACCGAAAGAAAUCAGAUCUGGAUCAAUGCUGAUGCCAACAAGGGUAUAA